CGAUAAACGAUAUUCAAUUACACAACAUAUUAAAACUGAAAAGCAUUUAAAAUCUAUUUAUGCAAAGCACUGGUUUCGGCAAAUAUUCCGCUAAAAAAACUUAACGAUACACAUUUCAAAUUAUUUUUGGAAAAAUAUACUCUCAAAAAAAUACCCGAUGAAUCAACAAUUCGUAAAAAUUAUUUAAAUGAUUGUUAUAUUGAAACAAUGAAUAAAAUUCGUAAUAAAGUCGAAGGAAAAAAGGUGUGAUUGUCAAUAGACGAAACUACAGAUAUUGAAGGGCGAUAUGUCGCCAAUGUCAUCAUCGGAACAUUAGAAUCUAAUGGUCCAGAUACAACGAUGUUAUUAAAUUCUGAAGUUUUGAACAAGGCAAAUUACUCCAAUAUUUCAAAACUAUUUGAAAAAUCUCUAAAUUUAUUGUGGCCUGAAGGUAUACAACAUGAUUCUGUACUGUUAUUUUUGAGUGAUGCUGCGCCGUAUAUGGUAAAAGCAGCCGGUGCAAUCAAGGCAUUUUACUCUAAAAUACUCCAUAUUACUUGCUUAGCUCAUGGAUUACAUCUUACAGCUGAAGAAGUAAGGAAAUGUUUUCCGAAUGUGGACAAACUUAUAUCAAAUGUUAAGAAAAUUUUUUUAAAAUCUCCUUAUCGCGUUGCUUUUUUUAAAAAUGAAGCACCUGGUCUGCCUUUACCGCCAAAAUCGAUCAUCACUCGUUGGUGGACAUGGCUAAACGCUGCUAUAUAUUAUUGUGAAAACAUAGAACAAAUUCGUAAUAUUGUUAAGCAGUUAAACCCAGAUGAUGCAAUUUCAAUUCAAAUGUCCCAAGAUGUUUUAGCGGACAAAUCAUUGGAUACGAAUUUAAUAUAUAUAAAAUCUAAUUUUGGAUUUUUACCCGAAACAAUUAAAUGUCUAGAAAAAUCGGGAGUUCCUUUGAAUGAUGCUAUCACUUUGAUUGAAAACACAAAAAUAUCUCUUAAAAAAUGUAACGGACAAAAGGGUAAACCUGUUUAUGAAAAAUUUAAAAAAAUUCUAUCAAAAAACGAAGGCUUCGAUACACUAAGUAAAAUUUCAAAAAUUUUAAAUGGAGAAAGUGAAUCAAUUGAACUCGAAGAAGAUUUAUCUCCAAAUGAUUUGACAUUUUUUAAAUACGCACCAAUCACUUCAAUAGAUGCAGAGCGGUCAUUUUCGAGGUAUAAAAAUUUAUUGACUGACAAACGUAGAUCAAUGUUAUUUGAAAAUAUUGCUAAAAUAAUUGUUAUACAGUGCAAUUCAAAUUUAGGUAGGUACCUGAUCUACUGA
Messenger RNA from Sipha flava (yellow sugarcane aphid), 1296 nucleotides. RefSeq lists its product as uncharacterized. The record is from RefSeq and is a predicted model, not a curated record. The transcript has 3 exons. Bases 340 to 1296 code for a protein of 318 amino acids. NCBI's taxonomy places the organism in Eukaryota, Metazoa, Arthropoda, Insecta, Hemiptera, Aphididae.